AUGAAUCCACAAAUGGGUUACCCACGCCCUAUUAACAGGGUCCCUCCUCCCCAGUUCUUAACACACUUCCAUGCAAUGGAGGAGAAUUGGCACAUGACGGAAGAGCUCAUGGCAGAGAUUGAGCGAGCAGACUAUGCGCAGGCCCUGAGUCAGCAGCCACCUGUGCCUGGAAUGUCUGGCGUCGCCUACGCUGGUGGCGCCGCGAGCGGCGCCGUGUACGUACGUGAGGUGCCGUCACCUCUCAAAGACCCCGUCGGUGAUCGUGUCCGCGCGAACGAACGAACUAGUCCAAAAGAUGCAGACGGUCAGGGGAGCGGCGGCAUGCAGCGCUCCCGUUCCAUCCGCGUUGUCGAACGCGAGAGGGAAGUGCAGCCGAGCGAUAGUGCUCGUGCACGCGAGCGUCCCCUCCCGUCUAGUCAGACUGGGUCUCCGUCCUACUCACCCUUGGGACACCGUGUGCCCUCUCCUGAGCGCACUUCUCCCCCUUACCACACGCCUACUGGCUCGUCGGGCGGUGAGAGUGUGACUGCAGUGGACGUGGACUACGUCUCGUAUAAGCGGGACUCAUAUCAAUCUAAUGGAAGCUCUUCCCUCAGGCUUCCCAGUCCGCCGCCCACUGUGCGGAAAGCCAUUGUCACCGACAAUGCUCAUGUCACGCCGCCUGCGGUCAGCAAAUUUGCAAGCAAUACACCUCCCCUGCAGGCCAUGAAGACCCGAACUCCCGACAAGUCGCUGCCUGUCCAAGAAGAGCCAGAAGACGAUAUCGCAACCUCUAAGAACGGCGAUGACUAUGCUCAUGGGAAUGACUAUAAUGAGGAUGAUGAUAAUGACACUCUCAUAGAAAAUGACAAUGACUUUCCCGUCGACGGUAACAGAGACCACGACGGAGAACUAGAAUCGUAUACCCCACGCUCACCCACUGCCAGCUUACCCGAACCAUACUCUGCCAGGCAAUACCCCACGCAGCCCGCAAAUCAGCGCCUCUCAAGCCUCACAAAGCACCAUCGCAGUGGUAGCACAGACCGUCUUGGCCUCCGAAGUUUCGACGCAGCCGUCUUUGAAAAGCCUCCCAUCAGAUCUACUGAGGAGCGCCGUGAGUCACCUGCACUUCCGGUGAGGCUGACUGAGCAGAUUGACUCUGUACCAGAGCAUAAUCUGCGGCACGAACACAGCCGCACGUUUUCUGACACUCGUGGUGCAGAACAGCAGCAGCAACAUCAACCGCAGCAGAGCAAUGGACGGCUGCACCCACUUCAAAAUCAAGUCUACUCGGAUGAUCAGAAUCACGAUGAUGCUGCAGCUGCCUAUAUAUCGCAUUACUUCCAGUCUCCUCGUCCAGUUGCGCCCAUACCGCCCACGCCUCACAGCCAAACUGCUGCUCCGUCACCAUUGAUAUCUAGUAUGCAAAGCAUGCAAGCCAGCCCGGCACCUCCAGUAGGCUCGCCCUAUCCGUACCCAUUCUCUCAUGUUCGGCGCAACAACGUGUACUCUACCUAUCCCAUUCACACUGCGCCUUCCUCCAACUACGACCCCAACCAUCCCUCGGUGAUUGAAGAGCAACUUGCUCUCCAGAUGCAGAUGUACGCUUUGAACAACCAUGCAGCAUUAUCUGACUCCACGUUCUCACCAUCGUCAACGCCCUUCCCUGGGGCUGGAUACAACCCGUGGACGUUCUUGCAGGCAUCUCGUGCGUUCGGAGGAGGCGUACGGCCACGUUUUGACUCCACUGCAACGAUGAGUAUCCAGUCGAGCCCGAGCCAUCAACCGGUCAGCCUUCCGUUCCCGACUGGCAAAAUCAAGCGCCGUCAGGCAUCCGCGGAUCUGCGAGUCCAGAGCACGAUUCGGAAGCGGAAGAUCAAGCCGCCGCCACGUGUGGACAGUACACAGCCACGGGACACGAGUCCAGAGCCGUACUCCUCUGGUGAGGAGACCGCUGGCGAGGAACGCUUUGAGGUUGCUGAAGAAGGGAAUUGGGUGAAUGGGUUGGUGCCUGAUGAUGGCACUGAGUGGGUGGACGAGGAUGAGGAUGACAAGGAUGAGUUGUUAGACUUGGAGUAUCACCCGAAUUACGUCAACAACAUCGAAAAGAGACGGAGGAGAUGGGAUACGCGUUGGGAAGCUCUGCAGCAGGCGUUCGAAGCGCUUGAUUGCGAGACUGAUACGACGAUGGUCCUGCUCGCUGCACCUUCGCAUUCUACAAAACUACAUGCCUUGACAUCACGCUCUAUUCGUCGUGAAAUAGGGACCCAGUCUCCGAGCAUGCUUAACAUCCGAAACUCUUUCCGAGGCAUUGCUGCUCGCCGACGAGCAUCCCGCGCCAAGGGCACGACGCUUGUUGAGAGGUUCCUCAACUCGACUUCUUCUGGUGAUGGUUCCGACUGCAGUUCGGAAUCACGGGAAGGCGACCUCAAGCGUGCGCUCGAGACUGCUCUCGGCAGUCUCGGUGCCCUUCGCUCAAUAUACGACCACCGCGUCGCACGCUGGGAGGACGAGAUGGGGCGCAUCAACGACGAGCGGGACCGUGUUGAAAUGCUACUCCGCCAGACCCUGGGUGUCGGUUUGCAGAACGGUAAUGGCCUUCCUGACGCGUAA
Messenger RNA from Suillus fuscotomentosus, 2592 nucleotides. RefSeq lists its product as uncharacterized. The record is from RefSeq and is a predicted model, not a curated record. The transcript has 2 exons. Lineage: Eukaryota; Fungi; Basidiomycota; Agaricomycetes; Boletales; Suillaceae. Bases 1 to 2592 code for a protein of 863 amino acids.